This is a messenger RNA of Ruditapes philippinarum (Manila clam), 1683 nucleotides long. RefSeq lists its product as uncharacterized. NCBI's taxonomy places the organism in Eukaryota, Metazoa, Mollusca, Bivalvia, Venerida, Veneridae. The coding region runs from base 1 to 1683 and encodes 560 amino acids. Gene Ontology annotation, cellular component: chromatin; nucleoplasm. Gene Ontology annotation, molecular function: ubiquitin-protein transferase activity; zinc ion binding. Gene Ontology annotation, biological process: positive regulation of DNA-templated transcription. The transcript has a single exon. The record is from RefSeq and is a predicted model, not a curated record.
AUGAAUCCGAAGGGAAACGACUGUGAACCCUGUUUAAGGGAAGAUAUCAAUGUUGAAGCUACUGUGUAUUGCCUGGAUUGUUCGGAGAAACUAUGUGAAGAUUGUAAAAGACACCAUAAGAAAAGUAAAUUAUUAUUAAAUCAUAAAUUGAUAGACACAAGUGAUGAACUAGCGGGCAAGAUUGAUUUAACAGACUGGGAGUAUUUAGCAAACUUAUCCAAAUGUCCAAUCCAUAGUACUGAAGGAGUGAAAUAUCUUUGUAAAAAUCAUGAUCAACUCUGCUGUAAUGAAUGCGCGAUUGUUAAUCAUAGAAAAUGUGAAGAUAUGGAAUCACUGGCUGAUGAAAUAAAAGUAAAACAGGACGAGAGCAAAGAAUCUACUAUUGCAAAAAGACUUGACACUGUCGAUAGUUAUGUUGAAAAGCUGAUUAAACACGAGAGUACAUAUUUAGUAAACAUUGGUAUGAAAGAAAAUGAAGAGAAGGCCUGCUUGAAAGAUCUUAAAGCAAAACUAGAUGCCGCCUAUAAUAAACUUGAGACACGAAUCAUGUUUGGAUGGUCAGAAAAGCAACAAGCACUUUCAAAAUCUAGUUCCCUACAGAAAGAAUCUGCUGAAAAUCUGAGAGACGAGAUUAGACAGUGUGGACAAAAAAUUAAGAAAGCAAGGGAAUUUGGAAUAGAAACCAAUUUAUUUCUCCUUGAAAGAGAAAUGGCAAAAAAAGUUCUCGAAUUUGAGGAAAAUUUUACCGCGCUUCGACAGCACUCAAGCAAAAUAUUAAUCACUCUUUCAGAAGCAAGUCCACUACAAGAAUCAUUAACAAAUAUUGAAGAUAUUUAUCAGGUAGAAAAACUGAAGGUUGAGCCACUUUUGCCUUCAUUUAAAACUACUAAAGAUUUCAAGAAAAGGACGUUGGCUUUAGAACAUGAGGUUAUGUUGAAUGUGGAUUUGCCUUACUUUUGCCUUUGGAUUGGAAAUUACAUUGUACUAUCAUAUAGUAAAUCAUCUAAGUUAGAAGCUUAUAAAGCAGAUGAUGGUUCACUUUUAACAACAUACCACUGGUGCUCUUCACCAACAUCAGUAACAGCAACUGAGAAUGAUGAGUUUGCUGUUGCCUCGUCAUCAUCAAACAAAAUGAAUAUAAUGAAGAUUAAACAAAGUCAGAUAAUCUUUUUGAGAAAAUUAGCAUGUCCAAAUCUUGAUCUGAUAGCUUAUGAUGAAAAGAACAAACAUCUUUUGUCAUUGUGUUGGUCAGGAACGGUGAUAAGAAUGAUAACACUUGAUGGUAGAUACGUUGGCUUCAUCGACUUGAUCGGUAUCGUACAAUCCCCCUGUCCAUCUACCCUCAACUUUCAUGUUGAUUCUCAGUCUGGACAUAUCUUUAUUUCAUCGCAAAACAGUUGUACAUUGCUUUGCAUUGAUAUGUCUGGAAGUAUUAUAUUCAAACAUGAAAUUGGGACACCAUGGUCAGCUAUUACAGACUCCCAGGGAAAUGUUUAUAUUGUAAGUUGCAGCGGGAAUCGUAUUCAACAACUUACUCCUAAUGGACAACCAAUUAGAUCAGACAUAUUAGGGGAUUGCAAUGUUGCUUAUCCAGUGACUAUGUGUUUCAAUAAAGAAAUAGACAAAAUGGUUGUAAUAUGUGGUGAAACACCAGUGAUGAUGAAAAUAUUCAAAUUUGAAUAA